AUGGCGAUGAUGAUGACUGGCCGUGUGCUGCUGGUGUGUGCCCUCUGCGUGCUGUGGUGCGGUGCCGGCGGUAGAUGUGAUGAAGGGGAGGCGGCAGUUCAUGGUGUUCCACCCGAUGUUCCUGCGAGUGGUACUGAAGAUGGGCUGGGAGGGACAAGAAAUGCGGCGCCAGCACCAGAGUCACAAAUACAAUCGUCAGGAGAGGAGCAACAACACAAAUCUCGGGAAGGACGUCCCGCACUCCCAGAAGGAUCUUCCGAAGAAGAAGAAGAAGAGGAAGAAGAAACGGUAGAAGAUGAAAAUUUGGAUGAAGUAACGGAACGUGGUGAAGAAGGACGACACGAAGAUGGACAAAAUGCAAAUGAGCGGGAUGGAAGUCAGACAAGCGAAGUUUUCACAAAACAGGAGGAAACCCCACCACCAUCAACACCAGCAGCUCCAGCAGAGGAAGGAAACCAAAACGCAUCACCACAAGCACCAUCUGUUGACAGUCAUGGUGGUGGCGGGACUGAUAGAAUUGAAGGUUCCAUCUUGAAGGCUCCUUCUUCUGGGGUUGCUCUACAGCACGCCGGCGAUGCGUCUACCAAUCAGAAGAAUAAAUCUUUGGAAACGGGCAAGCAUGCAGAAAACACAAUAACUGGAGGUCCCGUCCCGUCCCAGGUGAAGGCACCGAAGGAGUCAAUAAACGAUGCAGAAAACCAUUCCGUCACUGGAGAAGAUACGGCAUCCAACCAAGUUGUUAGUAGAGGUACAACUGAAUACGAGGCACAGCAGAGAGCCUUGGCGACGCAAGACCGUUCAAGCGUGUCAUUCCCCGACAGCGAAAAAAAAUGGCACACAACGCCACAAGAAACGCCAACGACACAAGUACCGCCAUCAGCAACAGAACCAUCGUCAAGAGGAGGGCAACUACCAACAGCAACAACAGACUCACAGACACCAAAUGCUCAAGAGCAUAAAAAGUUACUGUUACCAAAAAAAAAAACAGAGUACAAUGCACCGGAACAUCCUUCAGGGGAUACUGUGGCAGAGCAACAAGGUCAAGCCACAGCCACAGAGAAUUUGACGGAGAAUGCACCUGCCACCAAUCAAGCAGAAACAACAGCAUCACCCAACUCUACAAGUGGCGGUGGUGAAGCCCGGAGUACGGCGGAUGAGAAUACUGCCAAUGCUCAACGGCCUAACCCCAAAGAACCACACGAAGAUCUUGAAGGUAUUGGUACCCACCCAGUUCCCACAGCCAGUGAGGCAGCACCUCAAACAGCAGGAACAGCUACCACCGCCAACACAACUGAUACGGCGGCGCCUGGCGACAGUGACGGCAGCACCGCGGUCUCCCACACCACCUCCCCUCUUUUGCUUCUUCUUGUUGCGUGUGCGGCUGCUGCUGCGGUGGUGGCCGCGUGA
This is a messenger RNA of Trypanosoma cruzi, 1407 nucleotides long. Its product is annotated as mucin-associated surface protein (MASP), putative. Lineage: Eukaryota; Euglenozoa; Kinetoplastea; Trypanosomatida; Trypanosomatidae. Bases 1 to 1407 code for a protein of 468 amino acids. The transcript has a single exon. The record is from RefSeq and is a predicted model, not a curated record.